CGACAAUUGUAUCCUGGAAUCAAUGAGUCAUCUUGAAGUUGAAUUGAAGUCAGUAGUAAUCUCCAAGUGAGGGAUCAUGUAGAUAAGCAAAUUUUUGUUGACGAGGCUUUUAAGGAUAAGUUGGCUAGACUAGCAACUUAUGACAGACAAAUUAAUGCACAAGGUUGGCAUGGGAAAACAUAAUGCACAUUUGCAAAUAAUGCCAUGCAUGGGGAGUUGCUGGAAAUUAGAAUGGCAGUGGAGAAUGAUUGGAAGAGAAUAGUUGUUUUCUAAGAUUGCUUGGUAGCAGUCAAAACUUUGUCAGCUGGGAAAAGGUUAUCAAAUGGGUGCUAUUGGAGUUUGUCAGAAGUUCUUAGCCUCAUUACUAGAUUCAGGUUUUGUAGUUUUAAUUAUGUUAGAAGAACCGAUAAUAGUUUAGCUGAUGGUUUGGCAAAGCAAGCUAGAAUAUAGCCAAAAUGCCAUUGUUUUUCAUAGGGAGGGACCCCUCUUGUGGUACCCAUUUUUUUUUUAAGUUAAUGAACACUUUUCAUUCUUGAAAAAAAAAUUAAUACCCAAAUUGAUUUCAUCUAUAAUUCACAAACCCAACUCUUAUACAAUUAAAAAAACCAGCUCUUUGUUCUAAAAAAAUCAAACCAAAUUUCAAUAUCACAUCUCAAAAUCAAAACAUAUAUCCUUUCCUUGUUUUUUUCCUUCUUCCUCAAACAGUCACUCAUUUCCAUCAUUUUCCCUCUUUCUCACAGAUCCAUGGUCGUCGGCUCUGUAGACACGAGACCCACCUUCACCCACCUCAAACGAGCCCAUGCCUCACCCACGAUGACUCCUGCAACCUAGAAAUGAGCAUCGUCGACAAUGACUCUUGUAUCCUAGAUCCACGACCCAGAAGGAGCCACUGCCCCUCCUCCCUAAAGGGCUUCUGCUCCCUCACCUUCAGAUCCACGACCCAGAACCAUGACCUCUACAAGAAAAGUCGAGAUAUACCAAGCUUCAUCAUCACUCUCCUCAAAGUUCCACUCAUCACCUCUUCCAACCCAGGUCGAGAUCUGCCCAAGCUCUCCUCUAAGGUCAAACACAUAUAAAUAUUGUGGUGUUAUAUAAUGGAUCGUGGGAACAAGUUUUGAACGAAGGUUGGUCAUUUAGUGCUAAACAAAGCAAGGGUAUGAAGGUGCCAAAGACUAUCACUUACAAUAGUCUUGUUGAUCAAUUGUAUACUUUAAUCGGAGCUGACAAGUCUCGUAUUGAUCUUGACUUAAAUGUAAUCUAUCAUUUUGGAAGUAAAGGUAUCCCUUCAUCUUUGAUUAGUAAUGAUGAUGAUGUUGCUUUUUUUCUUGAUGAGAUAGGAACAUCUAUCAAUCAUCGGACACCCCUAUGUGUGUCUACUAUAGAGAAGAGAAGAAAUGAUCAUUUGGUUACUAAAACACGUGAGUUGUAUACUAUUCCUCAAGUUGAAACCAAAGUGAAUGAUGAUUUUUGCAUUGAUGGCAAUGAAGACAGUUGUGAUGAUGAUAAUAAUGAUGCAGAUGGUAAUGAAGACAAUUGUGAUGAUGAUGAUAAUAAUGAUGCAUUAAGCUCAGAUGAUAAUGAAAAUAUUGAUAGGCCUACCUACAAUGAUAUACUUGUGAAGCAUAAUUUACAACAGUCAACCUCCAAUGAAGUAUUGAAGAGCCAUGAUUCCUCAAAUAAUAGAGGUCGUAAAGUAAGACAGGUUGGUGAAGAUAAUCUAUGGAGUACUCCACUUUUGUUGAAUCAAGGGGAAAAAGGCUCUACUUCAGCCUCAACAGCUCAAUUACUGACAUCUUCUUCGAGUAUCAAUUCGUGGGAAAUAAAAGAGGGUCAAAUAUUUGAGAACAAGCAAGAGUUGAAGAUGAAACUCCAUCUUUAUGCAUUAAAGAAAAACUUUGAGUUUAAAGUAAAGAAGUCUGCGAAAAAUAUAUAGUGUACAGUAUGUGUUGAUGAUAAAUGCAAAUGGAGGUUGAGGGCUACAAAAUUGGUUAAUUCCAAUAUGUUGGAGGUUCGUAAAUUUUUCGGUGAACACACAUGUUCAUUGGAUGUUCGACAUAAAGAUCACCAUCAGGCAUCCCCAUGGCUUAUUGGACAUGUCAUAAGGAGAAAAUUUGAGGGUGAUAAUGUUAAUUACAAGCCAAGGUCAAUUGUAAAAGAUAUGAGUUUAUCAUAUGGAGUUCAUAUGAGCUAUGCUAAAGCUUGGAGGUGUCGAGAGCAUGCAUUGGCUUACAUAAGAGGUGCACCAGAAUCAUCAUUUCAAAAACUUCCCUCAUUUCUAUACAUGAUGGAGCAAAAAAAUCCUGGAACUGUUACUCAUUUGCAGAUGGACAAUGAAGGUAGGUUCAAAUAUUUCUUCAUGGCCUUAGGUGUUUCUAUAAUGGGGUUUAAAACAUAUAUUCGCCCAGUUAUAUGUGUAGAUGGAACCUUCUUGACUACUCAGUGUGGAGGUACUUUGUUAUGUGCCAUGGGACAAGGUGCUAACAAACAAAUAUAUUCAAUUGCAUUUUCAGUAGUUGACUCAGAGAAUAAUGACUCAUGGUUGUAUUUUCUAUUGAGGUUGAAGGAAGCGAUUGGUGAAGUGGAGAAUCUAGUAUUCGUGUCUGAUAGACAUACUAGUAUAGCAAGUGCCUUGACUAAAAAAAUUUCUAAGGCACACCACGGUGCUUGUAUACAUCAUGUUAGCGUGAAUAUUUAGGUGAAGUUCAAACUGACCAUUGCCAUGAAGAAUUCUUCGUUGCAGCGAAAGCUUAUAGAAAGCGAGAGUUUUUACCCCAUUUUGAGAAGAUUAAAUUCAAAGAUCUUGCAAUUGCUCAAUACUUAGAGAAUCAAGUGGGUUUUGAAAAUUGGGCUCGUUCUUUCUUUCCUGGUCAUCGAUAUAAUUUAAUGACUACAGGUAUUGCCGAAAGCUGGAACAAUGUCAUUGCUGAGGCACGUGGGUGGCCAAUUACUUGUCUUAGGGAAUUUAUGAGGCACACUUUACAAAAAUGGUUAUUCGAGCAUCGAACUGCAGCAUCAGCGGCUACAGGUCCUCUUGCCACAGAAGUGGAAGCUGAUUUGCGAAAGUUAGCAGACAAGUCCACUACCUCGUUCCCUUUUCCGUCUAGUCAGUAUGAAAUACAGUAUUGGAUGGUGAUCUUGAUGGAGAUGUCGACCUGAGGAGGAAAACAUGUAGUUGUAGAAGAUUUGAUUUGACAGGUCUUCCUUGUGAACACGCUCUAGCUGGUGCUCGAGAUCGUGGCAUUAGUCCAUAUAGUUUAUGCUCCAGAUUCUACACAGUUGAAGCGUGGUUGUCAUCCUAUGGUGGAUCUGUAUAUACGCUGGGUAAUGAAGAAUCUUGGGUGGUACCAAAUGACAUAGGAAGUAUGAUGAUAGCUCCUCCUUUAGUGAAGCAAAAGGCUGGUCGUCCAAAGAAGAAACGACGUUUAUCAAAGGGUGAGAAGAAUAGCAAACAACAUAGAUGUAGUAGAUGUGGUGUCCUGGGCCACAAUCAAGUGACGUGCACCAUUGUUUGUCCCCCGCCGUUUAGACAUGCUUAGUUUGUACUUUUAUUGUUUUACUUUGUACUCUUCAAUUGCGAAAUUUGAAUUUUUA
Molecule: messenger RNA, 3591 nt
Organism: Humulus lupulus (European hop)
Lineage: Eukaryota; Viridiplantae; Streptophyta; Magnoliopsida; Rosales; Cannabaceae
Product: chromatin-remodeling ATPase INO80-like
Exons: 2
Coding region: 1157-1933 (258 amino acids)
Source: RefSeq, a predicted model, not a curated record